Molecule: messenger RNA, 285 nt
Organism: Capronia epimyces CBS 606.96
Lineage: Eukaryota; Fungi; Ascomycota; Eurotiomycetes; Chaetothyriales; Herpotrichiellaceae
Exons: 2
Coding region: 1-285 (94 amino acids)
Biological process (GO): protein insertion into mitochondrial inner membrane
Cellular component (GO): mitochondrial inner membrane
Source: RefSeq, a predicted model, not a curated record
AUGUCGUUCCUCUUCGGUGGAGGGCGGCCUCAGCCAUCGUCAGCAGAGAAGAUCGCGGCCGCAGAGGCUGAGAUCAUGCUCGUCCAGGAGAUGUUCCACAAGUCAGUAGCAUCAUGCAAGAAGAAAUGCGUCCCCAACGACUACCGCGAGGCCGAACUCAACAAGGCCGAGAGCGUCUGCCUCGAUCGUUGCAUGGCCAAAUUUAUCGAAGUCAACAUGCAGAUCUCUGAUAAGCUGAAACAGAACGCCCCCGGUGGUGGCGGCGGUGGAAUGUUCGGCGUGUGA